This is a messenger RNA of Zeugodacus cucurbitae (melon fly), 1012 nucleotides long. RefSeq lists its product as uncharacterized. NCBI's taxonomy places the organism in Eukaryota, Metazoa, Arthropoda, Insecta, Diptera, Tephritidae. Bases 92 to 664 code for a protein of 190 amino acids. The transcript has 2 exons. The record is from RefSeq and is a predicted model, not a curated record.
GCCUAAUGUUCCUAAUUAGUUGGCAACUCAGUUUUAAACGCAUCAGAUGUUUAAAGCGUGCAUCAAUUUUAUUUGGUAUGCAGAAUAGACAAUGGCAGAAGAAAAAAAGUGGACACACGAGCGGAAGAAGUUAUUAAUAACAACAAGGCUUCGUCAUGAAGCAGAAUUUUCCGGCAAAAAAAGGAAGAGAAAUACAAUUUGGGAGUCGAUUUUAAGGGAAAUGAGGGACGUUGAGAGCUCGUUUCCAUUUUCAAGAGAUGAAAUAGCGAGGUGUUUUCUCAACAUAAUGGGGACUUAUAAGCGUAUAAAAAAAAGAAACAGUACUUCAGGCGAAGCAGCAUCCAAUUGGGAAUAUUGUAGUGAAAUCGAUGAAGUGUUUGGGAGUCGUUCAAGUAUUGAAGUGCCAUUAGAAAUGACCGAGUAUUCUAUAAUUUCAUUGGAAAGUCCUUCCACCACAGCAACAAUUGACGGAAUGGAUGUAACACCUACAACAUCAGUUAAAAGAAAGAGAAAUGACGUAAUCGAAUUCUUAGAGAAAGAAUCCGAAAAGGAAAACGAAGCUAUAAAUAAGCUUAUAAAAAUAGAAAGUGAAAGACUUGAAAUUGAAAAAGAAAAACUUAAAGAAUUAAAGCAACUACGGGCUUUAUUUGAAAACCCAGGAUAGUUUAUAAAUAAUAUAAAUUAUUACUAUUAUAUAAUUAUAAGAAAUAUAUAUAUAUAUAUAUGUUAUAGUUUUGAAAGUUCCUAUCUUAUGAAAUAAAAUACAUUUAUGUUCAUGUUAUUCAAAUUGUGGUUUUUAUUUUAGAAUUGUCGUUUAAUUCAGCUUGAAAACAACGCUGCCAGGGCAUUUCGUUUUUGUUGGGCUUCAUCUCUUUGCAAUGAUGGAACACUAACUUCAGAUGUUUGGGCCUCCUCUUCGUCCAAUUCUAUGCAAUCAAUGUUUUGCUGACCUCCAUUGAUUAUAAUCACGUUAUGUAUUAUCAUGCAUGUUAAUACAAUAAUUUUUGGAAUA